ACCUACUGUAGUUACUGUAACUACACUAUAUUUGCUCUCACAGACACAUUCACAACGGACCCGUAUAUCUUCUUCUCUUUGUGCAGUCUGAAUCAAAACAUUGUCAUGCGCUGGCGAACGUAAAGUUAGCCUACCGUUACCGGAAGAUUACAGAAUCAAUUCGAAGUUGAAUGGUUAACGUUAGUGUCAUGAACACACCGCUGUCAAUUUUGAGAAGAACCACCUUCAAACAAGUUAAUGCGCGCUGUACAUAACUUCAUAACUUCUAGUCAUUGACUGAAUACACGUUCCCCUCUGCCACAGUUACGCGGUCAUUAUGUGGGAAUCACUGCAGAUAUAUUUAGAAUAAGUUAAACACUAACGUUAUUAGGGCUGUGACGGUCUACAUGACCUGACAUGAGUGUUGCUGGCGGUAGUGUGACGUCACAGACACGUUAAUGUUUGAACCAAAUAAUAAGUAUAAAGUGCAGUUUUUUGUACAUGUAUAGGCUAAUAAUAAUAAUAACAACAGUUGAAAUAAUAAUUUAUAGCCUUCCCUACAGAUUUAAAGUUUUUUUUUUUUUUUUUAUGUUAAUACACACUUUUCCGUUACAUUGCCAUAUAAGGCAUUUCCUUUAUACUGGCGCGUUUUGGCAUACGUUAAUUCAUCAAAUUCGAGUUCAGCCAUGGAUCUCUUUCGAAAACCAAAUGUUACAUCGCCGAUCUGGGAAUAUUUUGGAUUCGUGCCGAAUGAGAAAGGGGAACCAAACAAUUUAGAUGAAGCCAUUUGUAGGCUUUGUGAGGAAAAAAAAAUAAGUGUUAAAAGGAAAAAUACUUCGAAUUUCCAGAGCCAUCUCCGGUCAUGUCCCCCAGCCGCAUAUACCCAACAUAUGUCUUCUGAACGCAAACGCCCAGCUAGUCAGCUGGGUAUUGCAGAGGCCUUCUCAAAAAUGGCCAAAUACAAAAGAGAAAGCGAUAAAUGGAAGACAUUAACGAGAAAUGUGGCAACAUUUUUGGUAGCUGAGAACGCGCCACUCCGCACUGUAGAGAAACCUGCUUUCCGAGAAAUGCUUCAGUCAUUUGAUGAACAGUACGAACUUACGAGCAAAAAAUACUUUUCAAAUACUGUCAUUCCUCAACUAUUCGAUGAAACUAAGGAGAAAAUCAUCGCGGAACUAGACGACCUUGAUUUCUUUUCCGCUACGACCGAUAUGUGGCCCAGCGUUAAUAUGACUACGUUUAUGAGCCUGACUGACAUUUCAUUAACAAAAAUUGGGAGCCGAAGAGCAGGUGCUUGCAGGCUGCGUUCACACCAGAAAGUCAUACGGUGGAUAAUUUGGCAGAAUCUCUCCGCAGCGCAUUCAAAGAGUGGAGAUUAAAUGAAAAAAAUCUUGCAUGCAUCACGACAGAUAACAGGGCCAACACAGUUGCUGCUGUUAGGAAAUUAGAAUGGCCAUGGCUGAAUUGUUUCGGCCACAAUCUUAACCUGGCAGUUACAAACUCUAUGUCAGCCGAGAAGGAGAGGACAUCCAGGGCUAUGGGUUUGUGCCGAAAUUUGGUGACUGCAUUCGCCCACAGCUGGUCGAGAAAGAAAAAACUUCAUGAAGAGCAAGAGGCCUUAAACCUACCAACGCACAGUUUGAUACUGGAUUGUCCCACACGAUGGGGAAGCAAACAAAAAAUGAUAGAGAGAGUACUGGAGCAAGCCCAUGCAAUUAAAAGAGCGCUGGAUGACGGAAAGCACCAACACCUGAAUCUGACAUGGCAGGACAUUGCAGUGCUCGAGUCGAUAAACGCAGCACUUAAACCAGUUGCGGAAUUUACCGAGAUCUUAUCGAACGAGAAGAUUGUUACUGCAUCAUCAGUUAAACCUGUGCUGAGACUGCUGACAUGUGAUCUCCUCGACCCUUCUCCUGAAAACAGCGAGUUAACAAAAAACCUAAAUACAAAGAUGAUCGCUAUCUUGGAGGACAAAUACAAAGAUCUAGAAGGGCAAAAAAUGCUAGCAAAAGCAGCUACGUUGGAUCCUAGAUACAGGAAUAAUUUCGAAGAGGAAGACGUUACAGAAGAACUCAUCGAAGAAAUAAUGCAUGAAGAUCAGCCAGAAAACACUCAAACUGAGGAGUCACUGAAUGCAGGGGAAGGAACCAGCGCAGCACCUGCUGCCAAGAAAAUGAAUCUCGCACAGCUACUCGGCAAAAGAAAAGCGAAGGCCACAAUUCUUCCAAAGAGAGCGCGUGCCGGUGAGGAGCUGACGCGCUAUUUGCAGGAAGAGACUAUCGACUUGCUUGGUGGCGCAACAAUGCGUCCAGAUAUCCUCUCUUGGCUACGAUUGCAAAAAAAUAUCUGUGCAUUUGCGCGACAAGCACGCCUUCUGAAUGCAUAUUUAGCACUGCUGGAAACAUUGUAACCCCAAUUAGGUCUUCACUUAAACCGGAAAAAGUCAACAUGCUAGUUUUUCUGGCAAAGAAUUUAAAAUCAUAUAAAACCAAGGUGGAUUUAAACCUGCUUUAAUAGUUGGUAUAUAAGCUUUUUUUUCUCUUAGCAUCUCACUUAUUGUAGCUAGUUUUAUUAUCAGUUCUUCUUAUUAUUCAUUACUAUUAAUAUUGUAACUGAUUACGUCUUUAUUAUUUAUCAUUCAAAAGGCUGCAGCCGCAUUUAGCCUAUCGCAAGACUUUUGUUAGGCCCACUGUUACUGUUUGAGAAGAUCUUCAAUAUUUAAAGUUUAAUUAUUGUUGUGUUAUAAGCAGUACAUUGUGUUAUUUGAUAUUUUUAUAUUUGUACGGAUGUUUUUGCAUCAUUUCUUUGUUUUUGUAAUUUCUUAAUUUUUAUAUAAAAUGUAUUUUAACUUAUGUACUUUCGGUACAGAUGCGUUAUUUGCUUGUGGAUUUUUUUGGCAUUUUUGUCAGGGUCGAUAUUGUUGUCCCCACUUUUUUUUUUUUUAAAGUAGCCUAAGCCUAAUUCAAAUAACUUGCGGAAAGCAUAUAUUAAAGGAAAACCAUGAUCAUCUUCACUCUUCAAAAUCUAAUUAAUACAAGCAACAAACUUGAGCUGACCAGAACAUACGCUCUAAAACAGUAAAAACAGUUAUUAAUAUGAUCAUGAACACAAGUGUUUGCGCUA
This is a messenger RNA of Carassius auratus (goldfish), 3102 nucleotides long. RefSeq names its product zinc finger BED domain-containing protein 4-like. The record is from RefSeq and is a predicted model, not a curated record. Lineage: Eukaryota; Metazoa; Chordata; Actinopteri; Cypriniformes; Cyprinidae. The coding region runs from base 1484 to 2389 and encodes 301 amino acids. The transcript has 2 exons.